Messenger RNA from Ylistrum balloti, 969 nucleotides. Its product is annotated as FMRF-amide neuropeptides-like. NCBI's taxonomy places the organism in Eukaryota, Metazoa, Mollusca, Bivalvia, Pectinida, Pectinidae. The record is from RefSeq and is a predicted model, not a curated record. The coding region runs from base 1 to 969 and encodes 322 amino acids. Gene Ontology annotation, biological process: neuropeptide signaling pathway. The transcript has 2 exons.
AUGCGUUUUGGGAAAAGCGGUGAUGAAAAGCGUUUCAUGAGAUUCGGUAAAAAAUCCGAUACAGAAGGUGAUGAGGGUAAAGAUAAGCGGUUUAUGAGAUUCGGCAAAAGAUCUGAUGAUGAAAUGGAGGCAGACAAACGGUUUAUGAGAUUCGGCAAAAGAUCUGAUGAUGAAGUGGAGGCAGACAAACGAUUUAUGAGGUUCGGCAAAAGGUCUGACGAUGAAAUGGAGGCAGACAAGAGGUUUAUGAGAUUCGGCAAACGGUCCAACGAUGAAAUGGAAGCAGACAAACGGUUUAUGAGAUUCGGCAAACGAUCCAACGAUGAAAUGGAGGCAGACAAACGGUUUAUGAGAUUCGGCAAAAGAUCUGACGAUGAAAUGGAGGCAGAUAAAAGGUUUAUGAGGUUCGGCAAAAGAUCUGAUGAUGAAAUGGAGGCAGACAAACGGUUUAUGAGAUUCGGCAAAAAAUCUGACGAUGAAAUGGAGGCAGACAAAAGGUUUAUGAGAUUCGGCAAAAGAUCUGACGAUGAAAUGGAGGCAGACAAACGGUUUAUGAGAUUUGGUCGUGAUGGCGCUGAUGAAAAAAGGUUUAUGCGAUUCGGAAAGAAAUCUGAUUUUGAGAACGAAAAGGAUAAAAGGUUUAUGAGAUUCGGGCGUGAUGGAGCUGAUAAAAGGUUUAUGAGAUUCGGACGCGCCGGUACCGACAUGGAACAAGACAAACGAUUCAUGCGAUUUGGAAAGAGAAGUGGCGCUGACGAUGAAAAAAGGUUCAUGCGAUUUGGAAAAUCUGUUGAUCAUGAUGAUAAGCGUUUCAUGCGAUUUGGUAGAUCAGGACAAAAUGAAGACAAACGCUUUAUGCGAUUUGGUAGAUCAGGUCAAUUAGAAGAUAAACGCUUCAUGCGUUUUGGACGUUCGGACAGUUCUGGUGACAGUGAAGCAGAGAAACGAUUUAUGAGAUUCGGAAGAUAA